AUGGGUAACUGGUCUGCUCCUAAUACAAGAUUCCAUGAGCCGGUCCGAGGCCUUGGAUUCAGUCGGUUGCUCAAAAAGCUGAAUCCUCGAAACGUUUCUAUGGUCAAUAACACGCGCCCUCAUAGACGAAGAGUAAAUCCACGUGUAAUUAGACAUGGUCUCUUAAGAGCCAUGACUAGAGACACCAAUAGAAUUCUUCCUCGUCUAUGGAAUCGUAAUAUGGAUGAUUGGUUGACCAUGGUUGAUAUUGUUCGUUCAGUUCGUGCUGGAAACGAUAUUCCCCCCCCCCUAAGGUUUCGACGUGGAGAGGCCUCCCAGGACCAACGGAAAAGAGCAAGAACCCAAAAUAAUCAAGCAAACAUUAGAAAUGUUUGUCAACGCCAUAAGGCUAACAAGAUUGUACAGGGCAUAAACCCUAAAGUUGUGACAAGCGCAGUAAUAAACAGUAAAAGAUCAAACGCUUUAUUUGAGAGCAUAGACCGUUUUCAAAUCUUUGAAAUCUUAAGAAUGUAUUUCCAGAACAACUUUUCGAAGGAUUUUGAUUUGCCUUAAAAAAAAACUAGGAUCGUUUUUGUGUAUUCUUGGGGGAGAUGGACAUUGAGAUAUGUACGUUUGGUCAUACCCAAAGAAGUCUUUUAUUGUACGUAUCAAUGAUUAAGAGCGAUGAAUAAGAUCUGUUUCAGGUUAUUGAUGAAUCACUGUAAAACAAGCUUGUUCAUCAAGAAGGUCAGCCACGAAGAGUUGAAAGGAGUAUGGAUAUGUAUGAACCCCAAAUACACCCAAGAAGGAUAUCGCCACGGCUAACCGAUAGCAGAAUGAGGUUAAAAACAUGGCAUACAGUGGC
Messenger RNA from Mucor mucedo, 844 nucleotides. RefSeq lists its product as uncharacterized. The record is from RefSeq and is a predicted model, not a curated record. NCBI's taxonomy places the organism in Eukaryota, Fungi, Mucoromycota, Mucoromycetes, Mucorales, Mucoraceae. Bases 1 to 552 code for a protein of 183 amino acids. The transcript is spliced from 4 exons.